Messenger RNA from Lytechinus pictus (painted urchin), 7562 nucleotides. Its product is annotated as ankyrin repeat and IBR domain-containing protein 1-like. The transcript has 21 exons. The record is from RefSeq and is a predicted model, not a curated record. Gene Ontology annotation, biological process: ubiquitin-dependent protein catabolic process; positive regulation of proteasomal ubiquitin-dependent protein catabolic process; protein polyubiquitination. Gene Ontology annotation, molecular function: ubiquitin protein ligase activity; ubiquitin conjugating enzyme binding; zinc ion binding. Lineage: Eukaryota; Metazoa; Echinodermata; Echinoidea; Temnopleuroida; Toxopneustidae. Bases 1045 to 5112 code for a protein of 1355 amino acids. Gene Ontology annotation, cellular component: ubiquitin ligase complex; cytoplasm.
AGUGAUGGUGCAUUGAUGAGUUAAACAUGGGACUCCUGGAAUUCUAUUGUGAGCAACUGGCUUUUGGAUUCUACAAGAUGUGAUCAGAAUAUGUACAUCCAUUCAGUGUCAACCAACUACAUGUAUCCUGUACAUGUCUUGGUAAAGAAAGUUAAGAUGAUCUUCCUAUAGGGGGUCCAAAACAUUGUAGCAAGUCCAGCAGUUCAGACCUCCAUAUGAAGUACCUGCAUAGCUAUAGGAUGACUGAUGCAUGUUUCUAGUUUAUUCCCAUGAUGAAGGUGAUUUUUAAUACCUUUUAGAGCAAACUUGAUAGUACUUGAGCGAUAAUCAGGUUUGUCAAGGGCUCUUGUUCGUAAUGAGCUCUUAUUCGAAAUGAGAUCUUGCAGAAUAGAAUAGAGUGAAACAAUGACCUGUCGCGUAUUCUGCGGCCUCAUUCAAGAUACCCUGUAUUUGGAGAUGAUGAUUAGCAGGCCAACCCCAACAGGAAGUCAAUUCUGAGGGUUCCCUCGACUGAUGCCCUCAUCUUUAACGAAGAAGGUAGCCACUACCCUAUCAAGUGAUGUCACUUAUUUAAUGGAUUAAGGAAGUGUGCUGUUGACAUUAGAGAAGUUCAGGAACAUUUGAAAGACAUACUGUAGGACUGAUCAAGGAGUCAAGGGAAAUACAUGUGGUGAUGAGCAUGGUUAUUAUCAACUGUAAGCUAUUGAUGUCUUUACUUAAUUUAGACAUUGGUGGCAGUCUUGUGUCUUUCCUUUUCUCCUGACUGAAAUAAAAUAAGUACCUGGAUAUGAAUUUAUUUGAAUUCCAAACAGAAAUCAAUAAAGAAGAGAACACUGGAUAUCUUGGACACUGUGUCAGUGUUAUAUUAUCAUGAACAAUAUUGUGUUGGUACAUGUAACUACCAAGCAACUUCUUCUUAGAAGAGAAAUGGGGUCAUAUUUCUUUAUAGAUUUGCUUCUGUGAACGCUGGUGUCAUAUUUGAGCAGUCAUUGGAACCAUUUAUAAAAAAAGGAUUGAAUAAAGACUACAUUGUGCGCCUUCAAAAUGGGAAGCAGUUCGUCCAAGUUUCGGAAAGCCCUCCAUUCGGGGGAUGAGAAAACAGCUGAGGAAAUUUACCAUCAUAGCCAAGACUUUCAAAAGACGUUUGAUCCGAACAUCUCCUAUGGAGAGAACUAUGAUCAUAAUACGGCUCUUCACUGUUCAUGUAGACAUGGAAUGCACAGACUUGUCAGAUUGUUUCUUCAGAAGCAUAAUGGAAGCCCUAUUAAGCGUAACAUGAGCAACCAAACAUCUCUACAUUGUGUAUGCAUGAGUGAUCUACCCCGCCCUCCAUCAUCUACGUCCAGCUAUUCACAGUACUAUUACUCUCAACCCCCUGAGAAGAAAAGAGCAGAGUGUCUUCGUCUCAUCCUCAACUGGCAAGGGAUACCGAUUGGCAACGGUGAAAGGGAAAAGAUAGACGUCAAUGCAGUAGAUGAUGAAGGAUGUACGGCCUUACACUAUGCAGCAGCCGCUGGCUACAGAUCAUUAGUAGAGACGUUAUUGGAGAAUGGUGCGUGUUUGUUUGUAGAGAAUGGCGACAAAGAGACUCCUUGUGACUGUGCUGAAAAGAAUCGAUAUUACGACAUUGCUCAGCUUCUUGAGUCUAAAAUGGUCUUUUCGCAAAUGAGUGAAGAUGAAGUCGUGGAGGAAUUAAGUGCAAUAUCAUAUGAAGAGAGCUAUGUUGGGCUGAAACCACAGGAGUUACAAGAAGCAAAGGAUGCCCUCGUUGUUGAAACCGCAGAUAUGCUUCGUGUUCCACUUUUCACUGCUGAAGCUCUUCUCAGAAACUAUGAAUGGUCAAGAGAAGUUUUAUUAGAAGAAUGGAUCUCAAAUCCCAAGGAAUGCUGUGAGAAAUCUGGUGUGAAGUCCCCAGAUGAAGUAGAACAUGCAAUACAAGACCAUACCUUAACAACUAUUGAUAAUGAACCUGAAACUCGGCAUGUGGCAGAGGACGAAACUGAGUGUGAUAUAUGUACAGAAGUGAUAUCAGGGGAAGAAUCACCGGUAGAGAUGCCUUGUCAUCAUCACUUCUGUAAAAUGUGCUGGGAAAGAUAUCUUUCAGGAAAGAUAGCGGAGGGAAAUGCUCAUAACAUCAUGUGUCCUGCCUUUGAGUGCUGUAAACUUGUUCCAGUUGAGAUCAUUGAGGCUAUUGUGUCCAGAGAAAUAGCAAGAAGAUUCUUACAGUUUGAUAUCAAGGCCUUUGUAGACACCAAUCCAAGUUUAAAGUGGUGUCCCAAGGUCGGUUGUGGUCAAGCGGUCAAGCUACCAUUGAACACUGAACCUGCAUCUCCAAGGGAUGUAUCCAGUCCGUCCGCUCCACCUCCCAUGUCCAAGGCAGUUGAUUGUGGGCGUGGUCAUCUCUUCUGCUGGGAUUGCUCAGGAGAACCUCACGAUCCUUGUAGCUGUGAGAACUGGAAAAGAUGGAGUGAGAAAAUAGCAGAAAUACAACCAGAAAAAUUGAACAAAACAGAAGAAGAGACUGAGUCUGCUGCAAACUGCCUUUGGCUUAUAACCAACUCAAAAGCCUGCCCUAAGUGCCAUUCUCCUAUCCAGAAAAAUGAGGGAUGCAAUCACAUGAAAUGUACUAAGUGUAAACAUGAUUUUUGUUGGGUGUGCCUUGAAGUAUGGAGUAAGCACAGCUCUGAGACGGGUGGUUAUUUCCGAUGCAACCGUUAUGAAGUCGUUCAAAAGGUGGAAGAAAAGGCCGAGGGUCUCAUGUCAGAGGCUGACAAACGUAACAAGGAGAUGCAAGAGUUGAAUCGUUUCCUUCAUUACUAUACACGAUUCCGUAACCAUGAGAACAGCUACCAUCUAGAAGAACCUCUACUUAGAAAAGCCCCAGGGAAAAUGAGGAAACUGGCCUGCCACUCGGAUGCUAAAGCAUCUAAAGAGGAAACACAGUUUAUAAUUGAUGCAAUCCAUGAGCUCCUUGCAGCAAGGCAUAUACUCAAGUUCUCCUACCCUUAUGGCUUUUAUUUAGAGGACAGAGGGGGCAGCAAACAAAUAUUUGAAUUUAUGCAAAACGAAUUAGAGGAAGCAUCAGAGAAUCUAUCCCAAAUGGUUGCAAGGAACUACUUGAGGACACCGCGGACCAAGAUCAUCCAAGCAGCCCAUCUUACCAAGAGGAAACGAUAUGAGUUUCUUUCAGCUGUCAGUAAAGGCUUUCUUCCACCGGAUGUAUCCUCUGAUUCACCGCAAAGAAGGAGAAGAACCAGUUCAUCAUGGUCCUAUCAGACCUGGGAUGAUGACUCCGCCGAUGAGAAUGAUGAAGCUCUUAGACGUGCGAUUGAAGAAUCCAUCCAAGAUGCUAUGGCACAGUCUCAGAAAUCGGAACAAGAUGGAGAGGAUUCAACACCCGAUUUCAGCACAAGCAAGAUUGGGAGUGAACACACUCAAGGAGGGUCGUCCACCAUGACUGCAGGGUUGUUACGUGCUUUAGAGAUGUCCCAGCUUCUUCUUAUGCAACAAACAGAGAUGCUGGACACCCCUUCUACCAGAGUGGAUCAACCCUCUUCUAGUACCGAUACUGAACAACAGAAUGCUGGUGAUGGGAGCAGUCCAUCUACAAGCUCUCAGCGCUCUUCUAAAUUGUCUCCUAUUAGAGGAAAGAGUCCAAAACGAAAAGAUCCUCAGACCUCAUUCUUAGAUAGUUUUGAUGAUGAUGUCAAGUUGGCCAUGGAACUAUCACUUCAAGAACCAAGUAAAUCAACAAAAGAGAAACCAAGGCAGACCCUUGCCCAACGUAGGAGUUACAAGACAGCUACCUCAAGUGGGCAUAGCAUCAACCCAGAGGAGGUCUUACUCGACAAUACACCCAAAGAAAGAGGGACAAGAUCAACAUCUCGUUCCCAUGGCAAAUCAAGAAGUGGCAAAUACAUCAAGUCAGAUCGGCUACGGGUCAUCCCCAUUAGCAGUGGAGGAGGAGUCACCCUACAUGAUAGUGCAGGAGAAUCAGAAGCAGAGAGGAUACGUAGAAUGCGAAAAGAAUUUCUUGAGAAGAUUGCUGGUUCAUCUUCCAAGAAUGUGGACACCCCAAAACACUCUUCAGACGCCAGUUUAUUAUCAGUCGGAGGUGCUGUUGCUUCAAGCUCUAGUACUAGAUCAUCCACAAGCUCUGUGAAGCUUGACAAGGCGACAGUUAGGAAAAAGAGCUCCAGGAGUCAUGUUUCAAGUUCCAGUAAGAGUUCACACCACCUAAGAACUGGUCGAGCAUCGAGUGACCCACACACUGUUGCCAUUGAUAAUACAUUACAGCAAAUCCAGGCCAGGAACUUGGCUCUUUCAGCAUCGGUCCAAGAUAUGACUGGAAACCCAGCAAAAACUGGUGAUGGUUCAUCCAGCCAUUUACAUGUAUCAAGUAGCAGCAGUUCACCAGUUGGAGGAUCUCCUGCUACAAGACCAAAGAUAAGAAUGGAUCUGUGUCCCAUCUCCUCACCUUCUCUUAAAAUCACCGUCCCUGAUCUAUCAACUUCACCAACCACGAGCAAAGUACACAGGAAAGGCCUGUCUGUCCAACACACCCCGGUCAAGAAGUCAAGCCUGGGAGAUAUCACAUCAUCAGAGCGACCGCAUCUCAGUAAACCGCGGAAGGUAUCUGAAGGAGAUGUUGCCAAACUGAUACAGACUUCUGGUAAACUCCCUUCUCCCUUGUUUUCCGGUUCAAAUCAACAAUCUUUUCUAGAUCCCGAGCCCAAACUGGUAGAGGAUGUCUGGAAGAAAGCUUCAGCUGAGGAACUAAUGCCCUCUGCGUCGCCAACAUUAAAGCUUUCCUUAGCAACCAAACCUCUGAACCUUGCAGAAGGACCAGGGGGUGAUGUUGGCCUGUCUCCUGGCAAUACUCCUAACUUUGCUGCAGGUUCUGUCUCAAAUGUAGACUUUGAAAAUGGAAACAUGGUUCAUUUGAGCUCCGUUCCUCAAGCAUCCAGUGCCUGUAAUACAGAUUUGGACUCGUCCUUAUCCCCUUCUAUAGAACCACUACCAUCCAUCCCCAUGGCAACAGAAGCUAGAAAUCAAGUUGAGGAGGUUGAUCCCACAGAUGAAAAGAAUGAUGUUUGGCAAGUCUAUAUAUGAUGUAUGCUCUAAUAAUCAGAAGAUUUCAUGUUAUGAUAACAACACAGCAAUUCAUGAAUUCGGAAUAAUUUGUAGAUGUAUGUGCAUAUAGCUAUAUUGAAUUGAUAUGUAAUCUUUUUUUCAUUAAUGUUGUGUCAUGGACUUUCCAAUAAGUCCACUGUGGUAUGAUAUGUUGGAACAUGGAUAGAAUAGCCUCCCAAUGGUAAACCAGUGUCAUACAUACAUAAUAAGCAAAUGCUCUUCAAGGGAUUUGGAUCUAAAUUCUGAUUGAAAAUAAAAGGCUUAAAGUUGAUAGGAAAAAAAUUCAUAAAGUAAGUUUAUAAAUAUCACACAAUAUAUUUUUGUAUAUGUACAUGGAUUAAUUUGUGUAUGACAUGUACAUGGACUUAUUUGUGUAUGGUAUGGAAAAUACCUAUCAUGUAGCAAAUGAUCAAUGACAAUUUAUCCCUACAUUCAUGUCAGUCAUUUGAAGCAAUGAAUAACAAACUCACAUUAAAUGAAUGUCCAUAACAUAAUGCAACAAACAAAAACAAGAAAUGUUUGUAUUAGGCCAGGCAAAUGGCAACAACAAUUUUAGGAGAAACACAAGCAAUCAAACAUGUUUACAAGCAAGUUUAUGACAUUGUUGUUUUGAAGCAAAUAAAGCCAGGUAAUGAUUAUUAAGCAUAUAUGAUGAUAGCGCUAUACAAGAACUAAUGAGCGCUCUAUCAUAAUCUAUUCAGUGUUGUAUGUUAUCCAAUGUAAUGACCUCGUGGGUGAAUGGCUAUUAAAGAAUAACCACACACUUUUUUCAUUUUGUGAUGCUUGUAGUUUUAAAGGGGAAUCCAGCCUUGGCCAUAAAAUGUUGUGUUGGGUAGGAGAAAAAUUGAUUAAACAGAAUGGCGAAAGUUUGAAAGAAAUCGGACAAGCAAUAAGAAAGUUAUUGCUGCUUUAAAAUUGAGAUCACUAAUAGUAUGUAGAUUUCAAAUUGGCAACUGGGUAAGUAAAUUAUGACAAGGGGCAAGGACAACUUUCCCAUAGGCCAUGUACUUUAUUAUCAGGGAUUUGUGGUUUUCUCCUAAGUACCCAUUCCCCUGGGGCAGUAAUCUAAAUAUAAUCCAGGUAGUAUAUUGUUUUAUGUCCUCAUGAAAGAAAAAUAUAAUUUGAAAUUAAACUUUUGGGAAAAAUGAUAUUUUAGCCAUAAUAUGUAUUGGAGUACAUGGAAGAGUAGUCCUUGCCUUACAUCACUAUGACAUCCCAUAUGCGGCCAAUUUGAAGUCUCCAUGGGUAUAGUGAUUACCAAUAUUUACUACUUUUAAAAAUUCAUAACUUUCUUGUUGUUUGUCCAAUAUUGUUCAAACUUUCACCUAUCAACCUUUCUGAUUUUUCUUUUUCUUAUAAAAACAAGUUUUUAUUUGGGUUGGAUUCCCCUUUAAAUAUAUAUUAUAGUUAUAUAACAUGGAUAUCACAUGUAGUUAUUGCUAGGUUUUUAACAAAGGCGUUUCAGGAAUAUGCCAUUAUGAUGGUUGAUAAUAUUAUCCAGGGUGUUCCGUGAAUUAUAGGACAUUUCCCAAUCUUUAUCUUUGCUUUAUCUCAAACUUGGGUCUUUAGUUCUUGGUUCAAAUUUAUUUAUAAGUUGUAAAUGCAAAGGGUACCUCUCCACUCAAAGAAACUUUCUCCAAUUUUGUCUUCAAACUUAAUCCAAGCAAUACAAAAAAAAUGGACUUGGGACUUCAUACAUUUUUUUUUCACUUUGACUCAAAAUAUUGUAUCUUUUGUAUGUUUUUCAGUUGGGAAAUCUGGGUGGUGUUUCAUAAAGCUGUUCGUAAAGUUAAGCACAACUUUACGAAUGACUAGAACAAGUUCUUAUACACAAGUCAGCUACAUUGGGAUAUAUCAUAUAGCACAAGAAAGGGUCACCAGUUGUGCGUAAAGUCAUUCGUAACUUACGAACAGCUUUAUGAAACGGGUCCCUGGAGUUCAUUGUUAAAAAGUGUCUUAAAUUUGUAGUGUUGGACCAAUUGUAACAUAACUAACCAUGAUGUAGGUUGGGGCUAACCAUGUUUUUCUUGUUUCAACCAGAAAAAAGCUUUAUAUACAUAUAAUCAUAAUAAUAAUGAGAAAAAAUUAAUAAUGAUAAUAACAUGGACAUUUGUGAAAUGUGCCGGUAUCCAUCAUGAACAGAUUCUCAUGGUAAAUUGAAGAAAAUAAAAUAAAAAGGAAACCAAUUAAUGAGGGGGACAAAGGCUUAUAUGAAUCAAAUGACUUGUCAACUAUCUAUCAGUAACAUGAAUAUCACUGGUUGUUUUGUUUUAACCCAGUUUGAAGAAAACUUUGGGAGAAAUGCAUCUCAAUCUUUCAUGUCCUCUGCAUAAUGUAACCUACCAGAUAUAAAGUUUUCAUCCCUUACAGGAAUGGGUCUCAGGAUUCUAUAUUAUGGUGUCAAGUAGGAUGUACACUAUCUACACUAC